Messenger RNA from Penicillium maclennaniae, 1941 nucleotides. Its product is annotated as putative G1/S-specific cyclin Pcl5. Gene Ontology annotation, cellular component: nucleus; cyclin-dependent protein kinase holoenzyme complex. Lineage: Eukaryota; Fungi; Ascomycota; Eurotiomycetes; Eurotiales; Aspergillaceae. Bases 1 to 1941 code for a protein of 646 amino acids. The transcript is spliced from 3 exons. Gene Ontology annotation, molecular function: protein kinase binding; cyclin-dependent protein serine/threonine kinase regulator activity. Gene Ontology annotation, biological process: regulation of cyclin-dependent protein serine/threonine kinase activity. The record is from RefSeq and is a predicted model, not a curated record.
AUGAACCCCUCCGCGCUUCCGGAUAUGUCGGGGAUGGACGUCUUGGGUUUGCACCUUUCAAACCCAAGCCAAGCUAAACAUCCCUAUGCCUCCUCUAUCUCCUCCUCCGCCUCCUCCUCGUCCUCUUCCGUCUUCUCUCUUGAUGCACAAAGUUCCAUCUCCUCAACCGCCACAAACCCGGUCGAUGUGAUUUGGGAGAAUGAUGCAGACGGGCAGUUAGUCGGAAGAAACGGGUCUUGCCCUCGUGUCUUCAAGGGUAUUCCUAAAGUUGAAGGUCCGGUACCCCCGGAGCUGCGUAUGCACCCGCGCCGUACCAGUAGUGCCUCCGCCAACGGUUCUGCCGCCCGUCCUCCGCCGUGUCUGCUUCGGCAGUCCGAGCGCAAGAACAAUUUCGUCGAUAAUCUCGUCGAUACGGCGUCGCAGAUUGUUGAAAAUAUCUGGCCGCUGUCGGCCGCAGUAUCCCGCAGCGAUGCUGCGACCGGGUCAAAAGGGGUCCUACCCCUUCGGACAUUUAUUCAGGAAACGCUCCGUCGCUCUCGCACUAGUUACAGUACUUUGCAAGUUGCUUUGUACUAUUUGAUCAAGAUCAAGCCCCAUGUGCCUGCCCACGACCUGACCAAGGAACAACACCGGGAUCAGUCGACGAUGCGGGCCAUGCAGUGCGGUCGUCGUAUGUUCUUGGCCGCUCUGAUCUUGGCCUCCAAGUAUCUGCAAGACCGCAACUACUCUGCCCGAGCAUGGAGUAAAAUUUCCGGCCUGAAUACUUUGGAAAUUAACCAAAAUGAGUUGAUGUUCCUCCAAGCGGUUGGUUGGCGUUUGCACAUCUCUGAGGCCACCUUCCAGCGAUGGACCGAUCUGGUUCUGAAGCUGACUCCGGGUGCCGGUGGGCCUCCGGCCGGCGAAGGUCAGUGCUGGCGCACCGUCCUGCCCCGUCUGACUCCCGAGUUGGAUGCUGUCGAUUCUGACCCGAUGACCCCGGUUUCGGCCAUGGGCGGCAUGGAUCUCGGUUCCGACUUGCCCUCGGAGCCUACCCCGGACUUUGGAGCCGACUCCGCGCAUCGAGUUCAUCAACCCGCCUCUACCCGCUAUCCGCGCCCUCAGAUGCUUCCCACCCCUCAAAUGACCCCUCAGUCACAUAUCGCCUCUGCUCCUGCUGUGAGUUUGGCUACGUGUGGUGUUCGCCGCUCCUCCAUCGGUACGGCCAUGUCGCAGGCUCAGAAUUUGGGUAUGGCGCGCUCGACACUCGAUCAGCGCCCGCCUCCCUCGUUCUACACUCGGCAUACCUCGUACGAUGGUUAUCCGGCUGCGGUCCGUCGGUCCUCUCUGGCUCGUUCGACUUCGUCGGUAUCGUCCCCGGAUUCGAUGGUGUCAGAUGUAUCGACUCUUUCAUCCCGUUCCUCGCGGUCCUCCUCGGUGUCCUCGAAUGCUUCCGGCACAGGUGCCCCGGCCCCAUCCCGGCUGGCCGUCAAGGCUACCCUGCGUUGCACCAGUAACUCGCUCAAGGAGAGCCGUAAGACCCUGGCUAUUGCCUCUCCCAUUGAUGAGAGCGCUCUGGUUGAUCUGUAUAGCUCCCCUGACGCGUACCCCGGUGCGAUGGGCUCUGCCCCGGAUCUGUCCAUCUUCACGCUGGAUUCCAGUUUGAGCGAAGCUGCCCAGAGUCUAUGUGAGCUAUCGGGCGCGACUCCUCAGCUGCGUCAGACGCGUAAACGCGGACGUACCGGCUCGGAUGAUCUGCUCCUCCAAUCCCAUGUUCGUCAUCUGAUCGAUGCUGGUGCCUCGGGUGACUCCUCGGUGCUUCCCGACGGUCAUCUGGCGAAUUCCUUCCUUGUUCGCGAUGGAACUGCGGUCUCGGGACCUGCCGGCAUGAAGCGAGCCUGUUGUGGCAGCGAGGCACGCAAGGUCGCGCUCAACCCGGGCCUGCGUGCGAAAUAUUUGAAUUAA